Vitrella brassicaformis is the source of this 2515-nucleotide messenger RNA. The record is from the annotation of a GenBank genome assembly. NCBI's taxonomy places the organism in Eukaryota, Vitrellaceae.
GAGCAAACCAUUGUGUUGAUCUGAUCCAGGGCAUACAUACACCAUGCAAGCAAGUGAGGUCCAAUCUCUCUCAUGUGCGCCAUGCCACACGACAGCCACACAACAGGCCGGCCGACUAGGAGCCAGCCACGCAGCCCCGAUCAUCCAGUCGCUCCCUCACUGGUCGGCCUGUCGCUGCUCCCUGUUGGCCUGCACCCACACACCACACCAAUGGCAGCUCUAUCAAUUGCCCUCCUCAACACACACACAUGCAUACCCCCCGCACCUUGAGGACUCGUUUGAUUUCCUCCUGCUUGAUGCGCUCCGUCUGCAGCGCCCGAGACAACUCUCGCUCGGCCAACUCACUCUGAUGAUAAACGCAGAACCAUGACCACAGCACACAGCAAUGCGACCACCUCCCUCCCUCUCUAUGUGUGGUUGGCCCCACCGACCUGUCUCUUCUCGAGCCCUCUCAUCUGCAUGUCGCGGGCACGCUGCACCUGGUGGAAAUCCUACACACACAGAGAGAGACAGGCAGACACACAGACAGGCGCAGAAAAGGAGUGGUCAAGGGAUGCGUGUGAGUGCCUGCGCUGACCAUUUGUCUGAAGAGCUCUUCGGCGUGUCUGUCUCUCAGCUGCUUCUCCGUCCGCUGCCUCUCCUCCUCUAUCGCUGCCAAACGACGCGCCUCAGCCUCCAUGAAACCGCGCUCUACGUGUACGAAAAAGAGUAUGUUUACACGAGCUCGUGGGCCCCAUGGUUGGUCGUAGAUACCAUUGUGAAUGUCUUGUUUGAUUUGGUCUCUAGCGGCGGUCUUGUCGCAGACCUGCUGUGCGCGCCCCUCGAAGACCUGCCGCAGCAGCUCGUUGCGCCGGGCCUUGUCGAGGUCCCACUGCUGCUGACGCUUCUCCCACUGGAUAGAUACAUCAUGAGAUAAACGCACACACAGGGGACAUAGAGCGAUGUGUGUGAUGAAGGGGCAUGUUUCUUAUGUGUGUAGGUAGGUACCUGUCUUUCCGAUUCUUCCUCCUGCAUACGGAUGAGCACCUCCUCGCUCUCGGCUUUCUGGCCACAUACAUUCACCACCCACAGGCGGCAGAUAGAUCAGAGAGCUGGAAUGCUGUGUGACGCUCAGCCCACCCUCUGCAUGUCUUCGACGAGCGCUCUCCUGAACUCAUCGUUUUGCUGCUGUCUCAGCCGCCUCUCCUCCUUCUCACGAUCAGCCAUCUCACGCUCCUUCGCUAAGGCCAGCUCCAAAUACUCCCUGAGACACAGACAGACACAACAGCAGGGCAGAGGAACAUCCCUUCUGUGUGUCCUUGGUUGUGUCAGGUUAUCUUGUGGCGGUUACUUACUUGUCUAGUCGUCUCUCCUCGGCGUCCCUCCUCUGUGCAUUGCCCUGCUGCUGCAGGAUGAACUCGUCGAGCUCCUUCCUCUUUUGGAAGUUGCGCUUGGCCUCCUCGACCACCCGGCGCUCGGCCUCCUCCUUCUCCUGCACCAACUGCUCCUUGAGCCUCCUGCCCUCCUCCUGCUGCUCCUUUGCCGCAUCCUGCUUGCGGAGCUCGGUGAGCUGCAGCUGCUGGCUCAGCACUGCCUUGGUCUCCUCGUUGCGCUUCACCGUCUCCUGGAAGUCGCGGUCCUCUCUGUCCACCUUCUUGUGGUACUCCUGCUGCCUGUUGGGUGGUCGCAUCACAGAAAGGACGGGUACAAUUGAAAUGCGACAAGAGAGGGAAAGAGAGAAACAACAUGUCUGUACCAGAGCGCGUCAUAGACUUUGUCGUCCUCCUUCUCCUUGAGUCUCGCCCGGUUCUUGUGAUUGAUCUGCUCGUCCCUCGUGGCCAGCACGUUGAGCUCGAACAGCUUGCUGUCCUCGGUGCGGAGCUCGUCCUGCGCCUCGCGGAACUGCUGGUACAGCUUGGCGUUGACGAUGCCCUGACGCUCCUGCUCGCGCUUGGCCUUCAAGGCCAGGGCACGAUUGGCCAUCGCCUGGCGACGCUGAUCGGGCGUCUCCUCGCGAUUGCGUAACUCGGCCUCAUACGCCAAACGCUCUGAUUCCUGUAGUGCAACAGACAGGGGUGGGGAAUGGGGUACUAAGGGGUGAAGGGUUAUUUACCAGCAGGUUGAUGAGCCUUUGUUGUCGGUCAACGAGGUUUUGUCUGUGUGUGGCCUGCUUGGCUUUGCUGAGUGACUCUAUGCGCUUGGUUGCGAUGACCCCGUCGCUCUUCUGCUCCCACUCGGCCUUCUGCUGGGCCGUGUUGAGCGAAUGCACAUCCUUGCACAGAGAGAGAUGCCGGUCCUCCUGCUGCCUGCAUGGCAUGGCAAUACAUGUGGGUCAAAUGCGUUAUAAUAGAGAAAGGUGAGCCAGUGUAUGGGGCCUCUCUUUAUGAUCGUUUCUCGUACCUUCUUCUCGAGAUGAGGUAGUCGCUGCGACACUUGGCUGUGAGCAUGACUUACGCUUGCAACAAACCAGCGAUUUGAGCCACCUUGCAAUGUACUACGUGGCGUGUAGUGUCGAAAAACGGAACGAACCGAGGAC